CGGGUGGGUACUGGAGACUGUCUAGGGCCGGUCCAUAGGGCUAGUGACAGUUCUUUGGCUUACCUUGCAGAAAGCUCCUCUUUGGCCAUGUCACAGAAUGGGUGCCUCGCGGACUCCAGUGAGUACUUCUCAGCUACAUCCCUGAGCUACCUCAAGAAUGAUGGGGACAAUGCUUCAGAGGUCCGGGAAGAGAGCCUGGGGGAUGAGGUCUUUGACACAGUCAACUCCUCCAUCGUGUCUGGCGAGAGCAUCCGGUUUUUCGUCAACGUCAACCUUGAGGUGCAGCCCUCUGUAUCGGAAGGUAAAGCGCUAUCCGGCUGCGUGCUCCUGCACACAUCCCGCAAGUACCUGAAAUUAAAGAACUUCGGGGAAGAGAUCCGUGCACACCGGGACCUGGAUGGAUUCCUGGCCCAGGCCAGCAUCAUCCUGAAUGAAACAGCCACCUCCUUGGAUGAUGUGCUACGCACCAUGCUGAACCGCUUUGCCCAGGACCCCAACCACACGGAACCAGACUGCAACUUGGACCUAAUCAUGGCCAAGCUAUUCACGGAUGCAGGGGGCCCCACGGAGAGUAAAGGUACAACCCAUCUUCCUGCCCUGGCAAGGAGGUCUGGGGGAGCAGCUGACCCUCCCCUCUUCCUCCAUUCCUUCCUCAGUGCACCUGCUGUCAGAUACCAUCCAAGGGAUCACGGCCACGGUCAGAGGGGUGCAGUAUCAGCAGUCAUGGCUCUGCAUCAUAACUGGGGAGAAAACUCCUGUGAGGUUCGGUUCGUCAUCCUGGUGCUGGCCCCACCCAAGAUGAAAAGCACCAAGACUGCAAUGGAGGUGGCGCGCACAUUUGCCACCAUGUUUUCGGACAUCACCUUCCGCCAGAAGCUCCUGAAGACCCGCACAGAGGAAGAAUUCAAGGAGGCCUUGGUACAUCAGAGACAGCUGCUCACCAUGACAAUACCAAGAGCAAACGGACACGGCAGAGGCUCCUCCCAUGCCCACAGACACCCGCAGCCCCCAAAAUGCAAGGACUUUAUCCCUUUCGGGAGGGGCAUCCGGGAAGACAUCAUGCGCAGGUUUCCUGUGUACCCGUUGGACUUCACUGAUGGCAUUAUCGGGAAAAGCAAGGCUGUGGGCAAAUACAUAACCACCACCCUAUUCCUCUACUUCGCCUGCCUCCUGCCCACAAUUGCUUUUGGAUCCCUGAAUGAUGAGAACACAAACGGGGCCAUCGAUGUGCAGAAGACCAUAGCAGGCCAGAGUAUCGGAGGCCUCUUAUAUGGGAUCUUCUCCGGGCAGCCGCUGGUGAUUCUGCUGACGACUGCACCCCUGGCCAUCUACACUCAGGUGAUCCGUGUCAUCUGUGAUGACUACAACCUGGACUUCAAUGCCUUCUACGCCUGGACAGGCCUGUGGAACAGUUUCUUCCUUGCUCUCUAUGCCUUCUUCAACCUCAGCCUGGUCAUGAGUCUCUUCAAGAGGUCAACAGAGGAAAUUAUUGCCCUGUUCAUUUCCAUCACAUUCGUGCUGGAUGCUGUCAAGGGCAUGGUCAAAAUCUUCUGGAAGUACUACUACGGUUACCACCACACAAGGAGGCCAGGCAGCAGCCUCAAUCCCGGCAUCCACACCGCCUUCAACACCAAUCUCCUGGCUGGUCCCACCGAGCUGGACACCUCAAGCGGCCCAGGCGCUGUGCACUCUGGCCAGGCAACUGCAGUGCUCAGCCUCCUCAUCAUGCUGGGCACACUCUGGCUGAGCUACACCCUCUACCAGUUCAAGAAGAGCCCCUACCUGCACCCGUACGUGCGCGAGAUCCUGUCCGACUGUGCCCUGCCCAUUGCAGUGCUUACCUUCUCCCUCCUCAGCUCCUAUGGCUUCCAGGAAAUUGAGAUGAGCAGGUUUCGCUACAACCCCAGCGAGAACCUAUUUGAGGUGGCACAGAUGGACUCGCUGUCCCUGGGAGCCAUCGGCAGUGCCAUGGUCCUUGGUUUCCUGCUCUCCCUGCUUUUCUUCAUUGAGCAGAACCUGGUGGCUGCCUUGGUCAAUGCACCAGAGAACAGGCUGGUGAAAGGCACUGCCUACCACUGGGACCUCCUGCUCCUCGCCGUCAUCAACACGGGGCUGUCCCUGUUUGGGCUGCCCUGGAUCCACGCCGCCUACCCCCAUUCUCCUCUGCAUGUGCGGGCCCUGGCUUUGGUGGAAGAGCGGGUGGAGAACGGGCACAUCUAUGAGACGAUUGUGAACGUGAAGGAGACGCGGUUGACGUCGCUGGGCGCCAGCGUGCUAGUGGGUCUGUCCCUGCUGCUGCUGCCUUUCCCACUGCAGAGGAUCCCCAAGCCCGUGCUCUAUGGCCUCUUCCUCUACAUCGCGCUUACCUCUCUGGAUGGCAACCAGCUCUUCUCUCGUGUGGCCCUGCUGCUCAAGGAGCAGACAUCAUAUCCACCCACACACUACGUUCGGAGAGUGCCGCAGAGGAAGAUCCACUACUUCACAGGCCUGCAGGUCCUGCAGCUGCUGCUGCUCUGCACCUUCGGCAUGAGCACCCUGCCCUACAUGAAGAUGAUCUUCCCCCUCAUCAUGAUCCUCAUGAUUCCCAUCCGCUAUAUUCUGCUGCCCCGAAUCAUUGAAGCCAAGUACCUGGACGCCAUGGAUGCUGAGCACUGGUCCUGACCAGCUUGACCUGGCCACCUUUGCUGCCUUCCUCUCCUCCCAGGCCCUACUGGGACUGUGUGGGAGGUGUGGAUGCCUGGGCCCUUGCGGUGGACGGUGUUCUCACAGGCCCUGCCCCCUGGGCAUUGUGAGGGUUCAGUGCUGUGUGCUUCCCUCUGCACGUUAGCCAUCAGCCUUAGUUCAGGAACACGGCUCAGGGCAGUUCUGUCCAGAGUGGGGCUAAACAGGAUGGGUUUUCUUUUGAUAAGAGUCAAUUUCAGGAGAGAAGCCAUUUCCUUGAUUGUGUAAGGACCCCACUGUGGUCACACUAGAGAAUAAAGCUC
This is a messenger RNA of Fukomys damarensis (Damara mole-rat), 2984 nucleotides long. It is a transcript of the gene Slc4a11, whose product is annotated as solute carrier family 4 member 11. The record is from RefSeq and is a predicted model, not a curated record. Gene Ontology annotation, cellular component: basolateral plasma membrane; plasma membrane. Gene Ontology annotation, molecular function: solute:inorganic anion antiporter activity. The transcript is spliced from 18 exons. Bases 88 to 2661 code for a protein of 857 amino acids. Lineage: Eukaryota; Metazoa; Chordata; Mammalia; Rodentia; Bathyergidae. Gene Ontology annotation, biological process: transmembrane transport; monoatomic anion transport; monoatomic ion homeostasis.